Molecule: messenger RNA, 2452 nt
Organism: Prunus avium (sweet cherry)
Lineage: Eukaryota; Viridiplantae; Streptophyta; Magnoliopsida; Rosales; Rosaceae
Gene: RUS1
Product: root UVB sensitive-like protein (Protein of unknown function, DUF647)
Biological process (GO): response to UV-B; developmental process
Cellular component (GO): chloroplast envelope
Source: RefSeq, a predicted model, not a curated record
UAAAAAAUAAAAAAAUUGUUUUGAAUGAAGAAUCGGAGAGAAGGGAAAGGGAGGUCUUAUUGACCAAAAAAGAGAAGGGGAGGCGGGUCAGGAGAAAGAAGAGCGAGGUAGAGAUGGGGUGCGCGUGCAAGUCCUUGUUCAUCCAAGGAAGCAUUACUCCACCUCUACCACCUAGUUACAUCCGUGAUAGAAAUUCUGUUGCGCCACCGUCAUCUGCUCUAAAAUCCAAUCCAGUGUUGUUGCCUUCGCUUAGUCUCAAAGCCUCACAAUCUCACGCUCAUGGACUGCCUUGGAAACGGUUUAAUGCAUAUACUAUCCUGCUGGACAAUGGCGGUUGUGACUCUGGCAACAAAAACGGCGGUGGCGGCGGCGGCGGCGGCUGGAAUAAUCCAUUUGAGUCAUCCUCAUGGUGGUGGCAUGACGAAGGUAGUUCCUUUUCGGGUUCUUCUGGGCAGCCUCAUCAUCACCCGUUUAUCUUCUUAUCCUUCUUCUUCUGCUCUGUGGCGUGUUGCUUCUGCCACCUCCGAUUGGCUUAUGCGCUGGUAUCAUCAGAGGAGUGUGAGCCUGUGUGGGAAGUGAGGGGAGGCAACUGGACCAAGCUUAUUCCUGAUUGUGUUAAGGAUGCCUUUGUUGUUGCUCAUGAAGUUGGUUUUGGUUCAUUAAGUGUUGGGAAUCUGUGGUUACAAAGCAAACAUCUGUUUAUGCGUUUGAUGCUCCCAGAAGGCUAUCCCCACUGCGUUACCAGUGAUUACUUGGACUACUCUCUAUGGAGAGGAGUUCAGGGGGUCGCCAGCCAAAUUAGCGGUGUCCUUGCCACUCAGGCAUUGCUUUACGCUGUUGGAUUGGGGAAAGGGGCUAUUCCGGCCGCUGCUGCUGUCAAUUGGGUCCUUAAGGAUGGAAUUGGAUACCUCAGCAAAAUUAUGCUCUCAAAAUAUGGAAGGCAUUUUGAUGUCAAUCCAAAAGGGUGGAGGUUGUUUGCUGAUCUUCUUGAAAAUGCCGCCUUUGGAAUGGAAAUACUCACUCCUGCAUUUCCCCAUCUUUUUCUUUUAAUUGGUGCUGCUGCAGGUGCAGGGCGUUCAGCGGCUGCACUUAUUCAGGCUGCUACCAGGAGCUGUUUCUAUGCUGGUUUUGCUGCUCAAAGAAACUUUGCUGAGGUGAUUGCUAAGGGUGAAGCUCAGGGAAUGGUGAGUAAGUCAGUUGGUAUCAUGCUUGGUAUAGCAUUGGCCAACCACAUAGGCUCUUCUACGUUUCUUGGCCUUGCUUCUUUUAGCAUUGUCACUUGGAUCCACAUGUUCUGCAAUCUGAAAUCAUAUCAAUCCAUUCAAAUAAGGACUUUAAAUCCUUAUCGUGCAAGCUUGGUUUUUAGCGAAUAUCUUCUUAGCGGCCAAGCACCUUCUGUCAAAGAGGUCAAUGAGGAGGAACCACUUUUUCCAGCUGUACCAUUUCUUAACUUGAAGCCUGCAAACCAAGUACAAUCAACAGUAUUAUCUUCGGAAGCGAAGGAUGCUGCUGUUGAAAUCGAGCAUAGGCUGCAGUUGGGAUCCAAGCUCAGUGAUCUAGUCAACAGCAAGGAGGAUGUGCUUGCACUGCUCAGUCUAUAUAAGGAAGAAGGCUAUAUUUUUACUGAGCACAAGGGAAGAUUCUGCGUAGUGCUUAAAGAAACAUCUUCUCUACAAGACAUGCUGAGAGCAUUGUUCCAUGUCAAUUAUCUGUAUUGGUUGGAGAAAAAUGCAGGAUAUGAAGCAAGAGGCACUUCUGCUGACUGCAAACCAGGAGGAAGGCUGCAAAUAUCUCUAGAAUAUGUGCAGAGGGAAUUCAACCAUGUCAAAAACGAUGGAGAAUCAGUGGGUUGGGUUACAGAUGGGCUUAUUGCAAGACCUUUACCUAAUAGAGUUCGUCUAGGUUAUGUGGCCGUACCAGAUGGGCUUCUUCCAUGAUAGUUUUGCAUUGUAAGGAAAUUAGGAAAGAAACUGAGAGGACACAUGCCUAUCUUUGAGAUCAUCAGGGGAUCGCUCCAUGCCUAUACCUUCGAUUCAUUAGUUGCUGCAAAGCUUCACAGUACAGGUUCUCAAACAGCGUAAGACAAACUGAGAGGACACAUGAUGUUGCAAGAGAAGGCAGCGUUCGCACUUCAUUCACCCCUCUUCUUUCAAUAUUGUGAUUGAAGAUUAUUUACAUAGUGGGGAAGUGAUGACUAAUCAAUUGGUGGGCAUGGCGCCUGUUGCAGAUACGCCCUUUAUUUGGUCUAGGUUUCAGGUCGUUGACAACUCCACUUGUAGUUUUUCAUUACGUUGGCUUCUCUUUCACAAACUCAGUAAGUGCCUUUCCUUAUUUAGCCGCCUUUAUCAAUACAGGGAUAAUCAUCCCUAGCCUCCCCCUUCACGUGUUAUUAAUUUCAUGUUAAUGGUAUUUUCUAGUAAGUCCUCAUAUUAAGAAAGUUGGGAUUUGAAAA